Molecule: messenger RNA, 1781 nt
Organism: Ochlerotatus camptorhynchus
Lineage: Eukaryota; Metazoa; Arthropoda; Insecta; Diptera; Culicidae
Product: acylcarnitine hydrolase-like
Exons: 2
Coding region: 43-1731 (562 amino acids)
Molecular function (GO): serine hydrolase activity
Source: RefSeq, a predicted model, not a curated record
CGGUCAACUCUUAGCUUAGUUGCAUUUUAUGCUGUUGCGAAAAUGUUGAAGCUCGCAACAAUACUAGCUUUGGCGGUGGCCGCCACCCAGGCCGAUCCGGCCCGUCCAAUCAUCACAACUCGCGGAGGUGAUAUCCAGGGUGUAACCUCCAGCUGUGGCCUCUUCUGCAGCUACUUCUCCUUUAUGGGCAUUCCAUACGGUGAACCACCAGUUGGGGAGCUGCGUUUCCGUAAUACGGUGCCACAUCGUGGUUGGACAGGGAUCAAAGAUGGUAGCGAACAUCGCAAUUCGUGCCCAUCUGGCGCCUUGGUGGGUGAUAGCUACGAAGGAGACGAAGAUUGCUUGUUCCUAAACGUCUACACGCAAAACAUUAUCGGUUCACGCCCCGUCAUGGUCUGGAUCCAUGGUGGAUCGUUCUCAGGAGGUUCUGGUGAUUCGUGGAUCUACGGACCAGAUCACCUAGUUCAGGAGAAUGUGGUGAUCGUCACCAUCAACUAUCGGUUGGGACUUCUCGGAUUCUUCAGUACUGGUGAUGAGCACGCCCAAGGAAACUGGGGUAUGAAGGAUUGUGUUGAAGCUCUGCGAUGGGUCCGCGAUAAUAUCGCUGCCUUCGGAGGCGAUCCCAACAAUGUCAUCAUCUUCGGUGAGAGCGCUGGAGCAGCAGCCGUACACUAUUUGGUACUAUCACCAAUGGCUACUGGAUUGUUCCACAAAGCUGUCGCACAGUCAGGAACCGCUCUAUCACCAUGGGCCUUCCAAUAUAAUCCACAAGAGAUGUCACGCCACGUGGCCAAUACAUUCGGAUAUCCAACCAAUGAUAAUGCUGAAUUGGUUCGUCUGAUUCGGUACACUCCGAAAGGAGAGUUUGUUAGACUGCAGCAAGGAUGGACAGACAUUCCUAUUCCUCGAGGCUUUAAACCAUUUGAGUUUGUCCCCACGGCCGAACCAGCUAAUUCCCCAGAACCCACUUUCCUCACACAGCGUCCGAUUGAUCUACUGAAUGCAGGAAACUUCAACAAGGUACCUAUGAUCAUCGGGUACAAUAAUGCCGAAUCAUUGUUUAUGAUCCAUGAACACCAAAUCGACUCAACCGUCUGGAACGAAUUCACCCGCAAUCCACAAUUCUUCGUACCCCACUACUGGCGCAUUGCACCAGGCACUCCUGGAUCCAACGCCGUCAGUCAAGGAUUCCGUAAUUUCUACUGGCAAGACCGUCCACUUGGACCCGAUAUUAUGCUCGAAUGGACAAAAUUCCACACCGAUCAGCAGUUCAUUUAUCCCAUUGAUAAAACCGUACGGCUUACCGCUCAACAUAACACUGCUCCGACCUACUAUUACCAGUUCAGCUUUGACGGCGACUUGAACCUGGUGAAGCGUAUAUUACUCCUCGGAGAAUGGCCGGGAGCAAUACAUGCCGACGAACUACCGUACAUGUGGUCAAUGACAAGUUUGCCUAUCACACCUAUUCUUCCCGGAAACCCCGCCCUUGCGGUCCGAAACCGCAUGGUCCGUAUGUGGACCAACUUUGCCAUUCACGGAAAUCCGACGCCCAACUCCGACAACGAGCUACAGAAUGUCAAUUGGGCCCCAAUUCAGAAUCAAAAUAUGGCAUACCUGGAAAUCAACGAAAGCCUGAUUGCCAGCAGCAGUCCAAACCAAGCCCGCUUGAACACCUGGUACGAUUUGGAGCGCAGCUACGCCAACGGCCCCUUCGAGUAUCCAAUGACGUAAAUUAGAUUAAAUUGUUUUAUGCAUAGAUAUAAUAAAAAUUCUGUAAUUUA